Nestor notabilis (Kea) is the source of this 936-nucleotide messenger RNA. RefSeq names its product dehydrogenase/reductase (SDR family) member 7B (gene DHRS7B). The transcript has 6 exons. Lineage: Eukaryota; Metazoa; Chordata; Aves; Psittaciformes; Psittacidae. Gene Ontology annotation, molecular function: oxidoreductase activity. The record is from RefSeq and is a predicted model, not a curated record. Gene Ontology annotation, cellular component: membrane. Bases 1 to 936 code for a protein of 311 amino acids.
AUGGAUUUCACAAGCACAGUCAUCAUCCCACUGCUUUUUGGCAGCGUGGGGAUCUUCGCCCUUUUUCGCCUGCUGCAGUGGUUGCGGAUGCGAGCGUACCUGCAGGAGGCGGUGGUGGUGAUCACAGGGGCUACCUCGGGCCUGGGAAAAGAAUGUGCCAAAGCUUUCCAUGCAGCUGGCUGCAAGCUGGUGCUCUGUGGCAGAGACAGUGAGAAACUCCAAGACAUGGUGCAGCAACUUUCCACUGUGACCAACCACCGCAAGAAGGUGAGUACACACAAACCUCACACUGUGGUAUUUGACCUCUCGGACACUAAAACUGUGCUAAAUGCUGCUGAGGAGAUCCUGAAGUACCUGGGGCACGUGGACAUACUGAUCAACAACGCAGGCAUCAGUUUCCGAGGCACGAUUGUGGACACAGGACUGGAUGUGGAUAAGAAAGUGAUGGAAACAAAUUACUUUGGUCCUAUAGCCCUCACCAAAGCACUUCUCCCCUCCAUGAUCAAGAGGAGACAAGGCCACAUUGUGGCCAUCAGCAGUGUGCAAGGCAAAAUAAGCAUUCCUUUCAGAUCUGCAUAUGCUGCUUCCAAGCAUGCCACCCAGGCCUUCUUUGAUUGUCUUCGAGCAGAGGUGGAGCAGUAUGACAUUGAUGUGACAGUUAUAAGCCCUGGAUACAUCCAGACAAACCUCUCUCUCAAUGCUAUAACAGCGGAUGGAUCUCACUAUGGAGUUAUGGACAAGAACACCGCGGAAGGACAGACGGCUGCAGAGGUGGCUCAGGUGGUGCUCAAUGCAGUGGGACAGAAGAAGAAGGAAGUACUUGUAGCUGGGCUGACACCCUCCCUGGCUGUCUACCUGCGAAACCUCUGCCCCAGGCUCUUCUUCAGCCUAAUGGCAGAUAGAGCGAAAAAGGAGAGAAAAGCAAAGGCAUCUUAG